AUGACACCCAGUAUUACCUACUCUACCUUCAACGUACCAGAAUAUAAAAGAUUGCCGCCUCCCGAGUCUGCGGGCCCUCUGCGGACAUCUGCCACAUCUACCACCUACGAGCCACCAAGAGUCGAAAUAGAAGAGUCAGAUGACGAUUCAGGAGGAUCCGAAUCUGAUGCAAGUUUUUCGGAUUCCGAAUUGGAGGAGCAUUCAAGUUCACCGCUACCAAAGUCAAAAGGCUUUCGCAAUGGCCGGACUCCCAAGCCGAGCGAUGUCUUCAUCGCUGUAAUGGGCGUCACAGGGUCGGGCAAGAGCUCCUUCAUCUCGAUGUGCUCUGGGAAACGCGUCAAAAUUGGCCAUCGCCUCGAAGCUUGCACAACAACCGUUGAUGUUUAUCCAUGCAACUUCUUUGAGGACCGCACCGUUUAUCUCAUCGAUACUCCCGGGUUUGACGACACGGAUAAGAGUGAUAAUGAGGUCCUCAGAGAAAUCGCUGCGUGGCUCGCGGACUCAUACUAA
Messenger RNA from Fusarium falciforme, 510 nucleotides. RefSeq names its product G domain-containing protein. The record is from RefSeq and is a predicted model, not a curated record. Gene Ontology annotation, molecular function: GTP binding. Lineage: Eukaryota; Fungi; Ascomycota; Sordariomycetes; Hypocreales; Nectriaceae. The transcript has 4 exons. Bases 1 to 510 code for a protein of 169 amino acids.